AACCACCCAUAUACCUUUGACAACCUCCACUUUUAUAAAGUAAUGAAGAAUAUACUUUCCACUUUUAGCAUACCAAUCCGGAGGCGGGAGCCGUCCGUUACAGAUACGGUUUCCGAAACCAGCGGAAAAAAAGCACUCUUUCCGCCAAAAAAGAGCAGAGGAUCGAUAUCAAAGCUGCAACGGCCUGCUUCCAAUAAGCAGCCUUCCCUGGAUUCUUCGUCAUCCACCCCAAACAUCAUUCCCCGUUUGCAGAAAGGAAAGACACCCAAGCGGAAGUCAAGAAAAGGAUUGUACACUAAAACUCCUCAGCUUGCAACGUACACCGUAUCUCGUCCGGCGCCUCGCGAAGAUAGGCUGUUGGUAACCUUCGAUGACGAAAUCCAUACCCGGAAGCACCGGGAUGACCAAUUUUCCACCGUGGCAUCAAUCCACCACCUUGUGAACGACGAAGACUACCAUGGAAACGACACGAGUGUGCUGAAUGAUUACAAUUUUGAAAAGCAUUUCGCCAGUCAGGGGGUGGUGAACCUGUUGAACGGUAUAUCAGAUGUCUAUUUCUAUGAUUCAGCUCAGGAGUUUGACCAGGAUGACGAGGAAGAUGAUUACAAAGACAGAAAUAGCAACUACAGUAGCGAAGAUGACCUUGCGAGGGAAGAGAAAGAGGGUUGGUGGACCCCUGAAUGGAUUUGGGUGAAUCGCUGGUGGGAUUUUACCCUGAGGUAAGCCACAAGCACAGAUGUAUUGCAUCUAAGCUGGCUACUAUGUUAACGAUUAUGAUAUAAUGAAACCUAUACUUAUGCUAUUUAUUUUACAUAUGUUAACGACUUUACCUAUUUUACC
Molecule: messenger RNA, 840 nt
Organism: Babjeviella inositovora NRRL Y-12698
Lineage: Eukaryota; Fungi; Ascomycota; Pichiomycetes; Serinales
Exons: 1
Coding region: 43-723 (226 amino acids)
Source: RefSeq, a predicted model, not a curated record